Molecule: messenger RNA, 2058 nt
Organism: Agelaius phoeniceus (red-winged blackbird)
Lineage: Eukaryota; Metazoa; Chordata; Aves; Passeriformes; Icteridae
Source: RefSeq, a predicted model, not a curated record
AUGAGGCGUCCCGGCCGCUCAGAUCCGGGGCGGGCGGAGCCGCGGGCUUCCCGCACCGCCCCCGGUACCACCGCGGCUCCGCGGAGUCCCGCUCCUCCCCGGUACCGGCCCGCGGGGGUCCCGCUCCGGCUCCUCCCCGGUACCGGCCCGCGGGGGUCCCGCUCCGCCCCGGUACCGAACACGGCUCCCGCUCCUCCCCGGUACCGGCCCGCGGGGGUCCGGGCCAUGCCCGGGUGCCGGUGCCCGCGCCCGGCGCUGCCGGUGCUGCGCUGGCUGCCGCGGUACUCGCGGGCCUGGCUGCCGCUGGACGCGCUGGCCGGGCUGGCCGUGGGGCUGACCGCCGUGCCCCAGGCGCUGGCCUACGCCGAGCUGGCCGGGCUGCCGCUGCAGUACGGCCUCUAUUCCUCCUUCAUGGGCUGCUUCGUGUACUGCCUCCUGGGCACGGCCAAGGACGUGACGCUGGGGCCCACGGCCAUCAUGUCCCUGCUGGUCUCCUCGUACGCCUUCCAGCAGCCCGCCUAUGCCGUCCUGCUCGCCUUCCUGUGCGGCUGCAUUCAGCUGGCCAUGGGGCUCCUGCGCCUCGGAUUCCUUCUGGAUUUCAUUUCCUGCCCGGUCAUUAAGGGGUUUACAUCAGCUGCUUCCAUCACCAUCAGCUUCAACCAGGUCAAGAACAUCCUGGGCCUGCAGGGCAUCCCGAGGCAGUUCUUCCUGCAGGUCUACGAGACACUGAGGAGGAUUGGGGAGACCAGGGCUGGGGACGCUGUGCUGGGGCUGAGCUGCCUGGCAGCGCUGGCAGGGCUGCGGGCCAUGAAGAGCCACCUGGCCCAGGCUGUGCCCACAGCGCCGCUGGCUGUCAGGAUCAGCCACCUGAUUGUGUGGAUCUGUGCCACAGCACGCAAUGCCCUCGUGGUCCUGUCUGCUGGGCUGGUGGCUUACUCCUUCCAGGUGAUGGGCUGCCAGCCCUUCAGGCUCACGGGCAGCAUCCCCCAGGGCCUGCCAGCCUUCCAGCCACCACGCUUCUCCCUGGCAGUGCCCAAUGGCACCGUCCCCUUCCCCAGCAUGGUGCAGGACAUGGGGGCCGGGCUGGCCGUGGUGCCGCUCAUGGGGCUGCUGGAGAGCGUCGCCAUCGCCAAGGCUUUCGCCUCGCAGAAUGGUUACAGGAUUGACCCCAACCAGGAGCUGCUGGCUCUGGGUAAGAGCUGCUUGCUCAGGAGGGCAGGGGUGGGACCGGGUGUCCCACAGCCCCUGGGCUGCCUGAGAUCCCCAUCUGGCCACCCCUUUCCUGGGGACACAGACACAGCAGUGCCCCCCAGCCCCUCUCCUUUGUCCCCCCAGGUGCUGCCAACGUCCUGGGCUCCUUUGUCUCCUCGUACCCCAUCACGGGCAGCUUUGGCCGGUGCCCUGGUCCUGCUGUCCCUGGCAUACCUGACCUCUCUGUUCUAUUACAUCCCCAAAGCAGCUCUGGCUGCUGUCAUCAUCUCGGCCGUGGUGCCCAUGUUCGACGCUGGCAUCUUCGGGACGCUCUGGCGGGUUAAGAGGCUGGACCUCGUGCCCCUCUGUGUGACCUUCCUGCUCUGCUUCUGGGAGGUGCAGUAUGGAAUCGUGGCUGGGGUGCUGGUGUCUGGCCUUCUCCUGCUCUACUCCAUUGCCAGGCCCCCGAUAAAGGUGUCAGAGGGGGCCAUGCUGCUGGUGCAGCUGGGGAGCAGCCUGCACUUCCCAGCCGUGGAGCACCUCAGGGCCUCGGUGUGCAGCCGUGCUCUGGCAGCAGCAUCUCCAGCUCGCUCUGUGCUGCUGGACUGCAGCCACGUCAGCAGCAUCGAUUACACGGCGCUGCUGGGGCUGGCAGAGCUGCUGCAGGAGCUGCACAGGCACGGCCUCUCGCUGGCCUUCUGUGGCCUGCAGGACCCCGUUCUCCAAGUCCUCCUGUCUGCAGACUUAGAAGGAUUCCAGCAUUUCCCCAGCAGGGAGGAGGCAGGCAGAGCCAGGACAGCGGAGCUGGGGGGCAGCAGGGCAGAGCCCCUCACCAGCACUGCCGAGAGCACCGGGCUCAUCCAGUGA